Cuscuta campestris is the source of this 1309-nucleotide messenger RNA. The record is from the annotation of a GenBank genome assembly. Lineage: Eukaryota; Viridiplantae; Streptophyta; Magnoliopsida; Solanales; Convolvulaceae.
CUCCCGCUGCGAUCCUCAUCUGGACCAUAUACCAAGAACCCAGUAGUAUUCAUUGAUUUCAUUCCCCAAUAUUCCAUAUCCCAUUUUACGAAUAUUCCUAUAAAUUUUGUUCAUUUACAUUUUUAUUCAAUACGGAUUACUGUGUAAAUAAAAAAAUAAAAAAAGUUCGACCUUAAAAAAAAAAUUGAAAAAUAUCGCCAUUUAUCUCUCUGUCAAUAAAUAAAUAUCACACAGUUCUUAGCCAAAGCUAACCUUAAAAAAAAAUGGCUCCUGUAUUUGUUCACUUCAUCUUCUUCUUCAUCUUCAAGCUAUUCUCAUCUGGUGUGUUAGCAGCUGCCAGCUGCGACCAAUGCAACUCAAGGGUUACUUAUUUUGCCAACUCUUCUGGUCUUUCAGCUGGAGCUUGUGGGUAUGGUCCUUAUGCUGUUAGCUUCUAUGGUGAGCAUGUUGCUGCUGCUGUUCCUAAGCUUUUUGGGAAUGGCUUUGGCUGUGGUGCUUGCUAUCAGAUAAGGUGCAAGCAGAGCAAGAUCUGCAGCCAAACGGGGACGAAGGUCGUUUUGACCGAUCUGCAUACCGAUAAGAGCAAUACUGCCACUGACUUUGUCCUGAGUAGCAGAGCUUAUAGGGGCAUGGCCUUACCUGGAAAGGACAAAAUACUAUUAGGCCUUGGCAUUGUGGAUGUGGAAUACCAAAGGGUCCCCUGUGUGUACAACAACAAGAACUUGACCCUCCUAGUUGAAGGACACAGCAAACCUCCCUACUACUUGGCAAUCAAAAUUCUGUAUCAAGGCGGCCAAGCUGAUAUCCCAGCUGUCGAAGUGGCUCGGGUUGGUGAGCCAGUUACUUGGGUACCGAUGACCCAUAACUACGGGGCUGUUUGGGACACGAGCAAAGUUCCAAAGGGUGCACUGCAGUUCAGAUUCAACAUCACUUCAGGCAAAGAUGCUCAAUACUUUUAUACCAAACAAGUCCUUCCGGCUAACUGGAACCCCGGCAGUCUCUACUACUCUACUGUCCAAGUCACCAACGUCGCUAAUGGCGGUUGCACCCGUUGCAGCCCCUAUUAAGACAACCCCGAGCCGACUCUUAUUCCUCACUGCAAGAAAUGCCUAGUUAUGUUUUCUUUCAACCGCAGUUUCCCUGUGUCUGUUUCAAGUGCCUGUUGUUUUGUUAGAGUUAAGGAUGUUUUGGCCAAAGUUAAGGAUGUUUUCAAUUGGGGUUGAGAAAUUGUGAGGCUUUACUGUGUUAAGAGCCGUGGACCAUUGAUAUGUUUUGCCUCGUACCUUUAACGUUUCAUUAUGAGUUUCUU